Molecule: messenger RNA, 1049 nt
Organism: Colletotrichum scovillei
Lineage: Eukaryota; Fungi; Ascomycota; Sordariomycetes; Glomerellales; Glomerellaceae
Exons: 2
Coding region: 355-936 (193 amino acids)
Source: RefSeq, a predicted model, not a curated record
AUCUCUUGCACAUUAAUCCAAAGCUUCGGAUACCGAAAGUCUGGCCUCAUCAUCAUGAAAUUUGGCGAGGCACCCCAAACCACGGCUUCUCGCAUGAAGUUGACGAACAGGGCUUCUCGCGCACAAACCGGCAACAUUUACACCAUUUACAACCAGCCGGCACAUGGUCGUCGUUUGAGAACCGUGCACUUUUUCAGAAACUGACCAAAAUAUAACGACAAGCAUCCGAACUGCCCGCACCAGCGCCGGCCGCCAGGCCAUUUUUGCAAAGAUUGCCGUAUCCUCUUUUUGGACCAUUGUCAGUCUAACACCAACCAACUCCACGUACUCCGUACACUACCAGCGGCGCCUGCCAUGUGCAAAGACGAGCCAGCAGAAAGCACCGCAGGUGACGGCGUGGCCUCGACACCCGCCCAUCUCUCGAGUGCGAGCGGAUGGAGCUCAAGACUACCUUCACCAGAUCCUAUCAUUUCGGACCCAACCAUGACACCCGGCCGGCGUAUCCCCCGAAGUCCUCUUGCUCCUCUGUCCCACGCCGAGAGCUUGAUGGACAUGCAAAUUCCUCAACCGUCGGGGUCACUUCAGGUCGGCAGGAAACGGGACAUUGAUGAGGUUUUCGACGAUAGCACGCCACCCUCGCCCGAUAAGCUACAACGCGAGCUCGAUCAGCAGCACGAUGAGGCCAAGGAGGAGGCCAUGAACACCAGUCGCAACUUGACAACGAGUACACUCAUGCCCCCUGACACUCAAUUGCAAGCCCAUGAGCCAGACAGCAAGCGGCGCAAGACACUCGCCUACCGAGUCAAGCCUCCUACUCGCAGUGCUAGCCCGCACUACGGGCAUGGCUCCGAGCAUGGCCACGAGGAUGACAGCGGCCGCCAAAACACGGUCGAACGACAAGCCAGCCGCAAAUCAAACUCUCCAAAAAACGGUUGAGAAGCGGGCGCUUGUCGCCGCCACCAUUGAAGCAUCAGCCUGUCCCAUGAUGCCAUCCAUGCAGGAACAGGACGGCCUACCGCCCAACGUCCACCGGCAACGCAGCAUCGCCC